AGACAAUAUACUGUUUGGGUCCACCAUAGAUCAACAUAGGUAUCAAGAAGUACUUGAAAAAUGUUCACUAGUAAAGGACCUCGAAAUGCUUCCAUUUGGUGAUCGCACUGUAAUUGGAGAACGAGGUGUCAAUCUCAGCGGUGGGCAGAAGCAGCGAGUUCAACUUGCACGUGCACUAUAUCAAGAUGCAGAUGUGUAUCUCUUGGAUGAUCCGUUCAGUGCAGUUGAUGCACAAACUGCUGGCAGUUUGUUUAAUGAAUAUAUCAUGGGAGCUCUGUCAGGGAAGACGGUCUUACUUGUGACCCACCAAGUUGACUUCCUUCCUACUUUUGGUUCUGUUUUGUUGAUGUCCGAAGGAAAAAUCCUCAAGGCGGCUACCUAUGAUCAGUUGCUGGCUUCCAGUCAAGAAUUUCAAAAUCUUAUCAUUGCACAUAAUGACACUGUUGGUUCUCAGGGAGAGACCGAGUAUGGAUUGCAACAAAGACCAAAAACCUCCAAAGAAGAGAUUCAGAAAUUAAAUGCUCCAGAACAGAUAGGAGCACCUUUAGGAGACCAGUUGAUUAAGCAAGAAGAGAGAGAAACAGGAGACACUGGUCUAAAACCUUAUAUACAGUAUCUGACUCAGAGCAACGGUUUCUUAUAUCUCUUCCUGGCAGUUAUAUGCCACUUCAUAUAUGUAGUAGGGCAGUUGAUUCAAAAUCUUUGGUUGGCCGCUGAUGUACAGGAUUCUAGUACAAGUCUUAGGACAUCAAAAUCUACAUUUUUGAAGUUAAUGAUAUCACUUUUCCGAGCACCAGUGUCCUUUUACGACUCAACACCCUUGGGUAGGAUAAUCAGUCGGGUAUCUUCUGAUCUGAGUAUUGUGGACCUUGAAUUGGCAUUCAAAUUCAGCCUUUCUCUAGGGACAACAAUGAGCACGUAUUUUAGCUUUGGAAUAUUGGCUGUUAUUGCAUGGCCAAUCUUAUUUGUCAUUGCACCAAUGAUUUAUGCAACCAUUCACUUACAGAAAUUUUACUUUGCUUCUGCAAAAGAGUUGAUGCGAAUUGAUGGCACAACACGGUCUUCAGUUGCAAGCCAUCUAGCUGAAUCCAUGUCAGGAGCAAUGACCAUCAGAGCUUUUGGAGAGGAAAAUCGAUUCUCCACAGAGCAUUUGCACCUUAUCGAUGCAAAUGCUAGUCCAUUUUUCCACAAUUUUUCAGCAAAUGAGUGGUUGAUCCAACGUCUGGAAGUACUAUGUGCAAUCGUUCUCUCAUCCUCAGCCCUUGCCAUGACUCUGCUUCCUUUUCAAGCUUCUGACUCAGGAUUAAUCGGAAUGGCUCUGUCAUAUGGGCUUUCAUUGAAUGUGUUCGUCGUUAAUUCUGUCCAAAGCCAGUGCAUGCUUUCAAAUUUGAUUGUUUCUGUGGAAAGGUUAGAACAAUACAUGCAUAUUCCCAGUGAAGCUCCUGAAACCAUACAAGGCCACAGGCCAUCGCUCAACUGGCCAACUGUUGGUAGGGUGGAGAUCCAUGAUUUGAAGGUCAAAUAUCGGCCUAAUGCUCCUCUAGUUCUUCGCGGAAUCAGCUGCAUUUUUGAAGGUGGACACAAAAUUGGAAUUGUUGGCCGCACUGGUAGUGGGAAGACAACUCUGAUUAGCGCCUUGUUUCGCCUGGUAGAGCCUACAGAUGGAAAGAUCAUAAUCGAUGACAUAAAUAUAUCUACAAUCGGUCUCCAUGACCUCAGAUCACACUUUGGGAUCAUUCCACAAGAUCCAACCCUUUUUAGUGGACCUAUAAGAUACAAUCUGGACCCCUCAUCCGAGCAUACUGAUCAUGAAAUAUGGGAGGUUCUCGAAAAAUGUCAGCUACGAGAAGCUGUUCAAGAGAAAGAGGAGAGCUUGAACUCCUUAGUGGUACAAGAUGGAUCAAAUUGGAGCAUGGGACAACGACAGUUAUUUUGCCUGGGUCGAGCAUUGCUGAAGAGGAGGAAGAUAUUAGUGCUGGAUGAAGCCACCGCAUCAAUUGACAAUGCAACAGAUUCAAUCAUCCAGAAAACUAUAAGGACAGAAUUUGCAGACUGCACUGUAAUCACAGUUGCUCAUAGAAUAUCAACAGUGAUGGACUGUACUAUGGUUCUUGCUAUUAGCGAUGGAAGAUUAGUAGAGUAUGACAAGCCAAUGAAGCUACUGAAUGAGGAGGGCUCACUAUUUGGGCAACUUGUGAAGGAGUACUGGUCUCGUUCCAGAAAUGCUAGCGGGCUCUCAUAA
Molecule: messenger RNA, 2242 nt
Organism: Ilex paraguariensis (yerba mate)
Lineage: Eukaryota; Viridiplantae; Streptophyta; Magnoliopsida; Aquifoliales; Aquifoliaceae
Source: the annotation of a GenBank genome assembly